UUCUUAACUGUAUUAUCUAUCUUUCUUUCUGUGUCUUUAUGUAUACACCGUGUUUGCAUAUCGCAUGCCUUCCUCUGCUCCCAAAGAAGCUCAAAUUACAGAGUUUCGGAUCAGAUUCUUAAGUUCUUGAUUGAUGGACUCAUCUUAGUUUAAUUUGCUCUGUAGGAACGAAAAUCGGGUCAAAUGUCUAUGAAUCAAGCUUAAUUGGAGCUUCCAGGACAAGCGAUCGAGUACUAUAUAUAGAAACAGCUUUUUGUAGUCUGGAUUUGUCAGUUCCGCACAAAAAUGACGACUUACUUUUAUGGAAGCCCAGAAAUCCAAGCUGCAGCUCCACCUCCUGAAGGAAUUCAGACCCUUUAUCUCAUGAACCCUAAUUACUUAUCCUACUCCGACACACCACCACAACAAACUUCAAACAUACUAUUUUUCAACCCCCCUUCAAACGCGCUCAGCCCAACGAGCAUACCACACGCGCCACCACAGAACCACCACUUACUGGGCGUCCCGCUCCUUUCUCCCAAUUCGAACGAUCCCAGCCGUCCGUCGUCCCAUCACGGAAUCGGUAUGCUGAACUUUCAGAACAACAUGUGGGGUUCUCUGGAUCAAAGUUCAGCUGGAAUUGUUUCUACAGUAGUGUCGGUGGGGGCACAAGAUGUACGGUCACAAACGCAGCAAGGUCUGUCGCUUAGCCUUUCGUCGCGACAGAAGUCAAUUGGUGGGGAACACGAAAUUCAACGGCACGGUCGUGGUGGUGGUGAUAUGAGAGUUUCUAGAGAAUUAUCGCCACCGUCAGUGUCGGUGGCGUCGGAUGGGAUUUUCAGGUCUAAGUAUUUGAGGGUGAUACAAGAGCUACUUGAUGAAGUUGUUAAUAUUGGGAAGGAAAUAAAGAGUAGUGACCCUACAGAGGGUAAUAAAGAGAAGAUGAAGAUGAAUAAAGAAUCUGUGGCAGAAGAUGGUUCAACUGCUGGUGGUGCUGAUGGUAAUGGUAAACGAGUUCAAGAACUCACAACAGCACAAAGGCAGGACCUGCAGAUGAAGAAGGCAAAGCUUGUUAGCAUGAUUGAUGAGGUUGAGCAAAGAUACAGACAAUACCACCACCAAAUGCAGCUGGUAGUAUCUUCAUUCGAGCAAGCAGCAGGGCUCGGCUCAGCGAAGUCAUACACAGCUCUUGCAUUACAAACUAUUUCAAAGCAAUUCAGGUGUCUUAAGGAUGCAAUAUCUUCACAAAUAAAGGCCACAAACGAGAGCUUAGGGGACGAGGAUUGUUCAGGAGUGAAGAUUGAAGGCUCAAGACUCAAGUACGUAGAUCAUCACCUUCGACAACAGAGAGCUAUUCAACAGCUAGGAAUGAUCCAACACAAUCCUUGGAGACCCCAGAGAGGAUUGCCUGAACGAGCAGUUUCUGUCCUUCGCGCUUGGCUUUUUGAACACUUCCUUCAUCCUUAUCCGAAGGAUUCGGACAAAGUCAUACUUGCCAAACAAACAGGGCUUACUAGGAGCCAGGUGUCUAAUUGGUUUAUAAAUGCAAGGGUUCGACUAUGGAAGCCGAUGGUCGAAGAAAUGUACUUGGUAGAAAUGAAGGAGCAAGACAAAAAUGGUCCUUCUGCGAAUCAUGCAAGCGCCAGCAACAAUGAGCAGCACAAUAAACCCGGAUCAACUUCCAAUAUUGUUCCUGAGGAGAGUACUUUUGGUGCAAAGGCACGUCAAUCUGAGCCAGAAAAGCUGAAGAAUUCCCAGAACCCAAACUCCUCUCCUAGUGAAUUUCCUAACCCUGCGAUCUCGACAUCCCACAUCAGAGGAUCAAUUCCACAGCAACAAGGCUUCAACAUUAUUAGAUCAGCUGAAUUGGAGGGAACUAGUCAAUUUAGUAAACGGAGAAGCAGUGACAUCAUGCACAACCCUCAGAGUAGCUACUCGUUCGUUACAAACGCUACUAGUACUGAUCAUGGUGGUGGUGGAUUUGACGGUUACUUUAGUCCUGAACAGUUGGGGUCCAGGUUUAAAGGGAAUGGUAAUGUUUCACUAACUCUUGGACUUAGUGAGAAUCUAUCUUUCUCAGCAAGUCAACAUAACUUCAUGUCCGGUCAGAAUAUUCAGUUGGGGAGACUUGAUAUGGGCAUUACUAGUGGUACUGACUUUUGUGGGAUAAACAACAAUUCGCAGAAUUCUCAUUCUACUACAGCUGGUUUAGAAGACAUUGAAGUUCAGAACAGGAAGAGGUUUGUUGCACAACUGCUGCCAGACUUUGUGGCCUGAGAACACGCACUUCAUGUUCUUGGAUUAUGGGAUUACCUCCUGAUUGAUCUACUGGUCCUAUACUUAGAUUGUAACUAGCUCAUAAAGGAGAAGCAAAAGCAGUACAGCCAAGCUAUACUCGCAGAGUAUAAGUACUCUUACAUUGUGCAUAGUGUUUAGUUUAAUGAUUGAUGAUUUUAUUAUAUAUGUAUAUCUUGGUGAUACUGGAAAUAGAUAUAGAUUGGAAAUACAAACCCUAUAUACAUAA
Tripterygium wilfordii is the source of this 2503-nucleotide messenger RNA. Its product is annotated as BEL1-like homeodomain protein 1. The coding region runs from base 286 to 2256 and encodes 656 amino acids. The transcript is spliced from 4 exons. NCBI's taxonomy places the organism in Eukaryota, Viridiplantae, Streptophyta, Magnoliopsida, Celastrales, Celastraceae. The record is from RefSeq and is a predicted model, not a curated record. Gene Ontology annotation, biological process: regulation of transcription by RNA polymerase II. Gene Ontology annotation, molecular function: RNA polymerase II cis-regulatory region sequence-specific DNA binding; DNA-binding transcription factor activity, RNA polymerase II-specific.